GGGUGGGGGGAAAUCUUCACUUUUCCACCUCUGGAGAGAAAAGCAGAAGGGGAGGGGUGAAGGAGCUGAAAAGCCCAGUGAGCUGAGUUCUUCUGGAGGUGUCUCCAGCUCUAAGGAUCCCUCCAGUUUGCUUUGCUGCAGAGAUCGGAAGCAGCUUAUUUCUGUCUCUCCCAUUCCCUGCUUGUGCCUUCUUGGAACAUAGAAAGAAAGAAAGGGGGGAGUUCUGAAGAACGGGAAAGUUGGAGCUGACAGUUGCCAUAUUCGACGGUGACGUAGGCUGCAGGCUUGCUCGCUUGCUUGCUGGGGACACAGUUUCUCACAUGCUUCUUGGAAACAUGGCCAGCUGCGUGUAGCACCUCCAGCAGGUGCAAGACCACCGACCUUGACACACAAUGUGGAAGUCCCUGUUUUCCGCUUUGUACCUGCUUGGCCUCUUCCUUGAGAGCUGCAGAGGAGGGAAGCUGCUGGUGUUUUCAGAAGGGGAGAACUGCCCACUGAUGCAGAAGGAAGGUCUCCGGCUGGAUCAGAGCAGCAAUGAAUUCGUAAAUAUAACUGGAUUUAAUCUAAUUAAAAGGUUUGCUCUCCUGAAGACCUCGUCCAUCAAGAAAAUCCGCAAUCCCAAAGGCCCGAUGAUCCUCCGAUUAGGCAAUGCCUCUGUGGUCCGUCCGACGGAACAGCUGUUCCCCCGGGGCUUGCCAGAUGAAUUCACUUUGAUCGUCACGCUACUCUUGAAGAAGCAGACCACCAAAGAGAACUGGUAUCUCUUCCAUAUCACUGACCCUCAGGGAUACCCCCAGCUCUCCCUGGCGGUCAACAGCAAAGAGCGAAAUCUGGAGUUCCAAGCCAAGGAUCCUCAUGGGGAGCCGAUCAGCAUAGUCUUUGCUGGCAAAGGCAUCACCUCCCUUUUUGACUUGAAGUGGCACAAGAUGGCCAUCAGCGUUCAAGCCCAGGUGGUCUCAGUCCACGUCGACUGCAGUUACAUCUCAUCUAAGCCCUUGCAGCUCCAUCAGCGGCUGGUCAGCGAAGGCAAUGCGUUUGUGGGACUGGACACGGUGCGGGGCAUGCCGGUGAUGUUUGACAUUCAGCAGCUGCACAUUUAUUGUGACCCAGCCAUGGCAAUGCACGAGGGAUGUUGCGAGAUCUCUGACAAUGGGUGUUUUCCAGAAGCCUCUAAAACCCGUCGGGAUGUGGAAGUCAUGGAGAACAAUGACUUGAUUGAGAUCAACCCCCAGACGGAAGGCAAGGUUUACACUCGCUGUUUCUGCCUAGAAGAACCUCAAAGCAAGCAGGAGGUGAGAUCCUCUAGGAAGGUUGCUGUGAAAGGAGAUCAAGGAGAGAAGUGUCCUCCAUGUCAGCAGAGGUCACCAUAUGCAAAUGCUACCCUGGGUCCUCCUGGUCUGAAGGGUGGGAAAGGCGAACAGGGAACUCCCGGAGCGUACGGAUCCAAAGGAGAGAAAGGUGAUCGUGGUGCUGACUGUGUCCGGAUCUCACCUGAAGCUCCACUACAGUGUGCCGAAGGCCCAAAAGGGGAGAAGGGAGACCUAGGAGAAAAGGGGCUUCCAGGAUUGAUUGGAGCUCUCGGGCAGAAGGGGCAGAAGGGUGAGAAAGGUGACUUUGGACUUCAAGGCAGACCAGGCAGCCCUGGGAGAGAUGGCCGACCUGGAGAGAUUUGUGUGAUAGGGCCCAAAGGCCAGAAGGGUGAUCCAGGUUUUGUUGGCCCUGAAGGGCUUGCUGGCGAACCAGGACCCCCAGGGUUGCCAGGCCCAGCUGGGAUUGGCCUUCCAGGAAAACCAGGCAAUCCCGGUGGUCCCCCAGGUUUGAAAGGAGAGGAGGGGAGUUCAGGACCUCCAGGGGACAGUGGAGCCACUGGGAAGCCAGGCAAACCAGGGAACCCAGGCUUGAAAGGUGAAAAGGGUGAUCCGUGUGAAGUCUGCCCCAGUCUUUCUGAAGGAAACCUAAUCAGCCUCCCCGGGAAGCCAGGAUCCAAGGGGGAACAGGGACCACCUGGGAAACCAGGCAAAUCAGACAAACCUGGGCCUCCAGGAGCCAAAGGCAACAGGGGGGACCCUGGGAUUAAUGGCAUUAAAGGAGAAAAGGGUGAGACAUGUUUGUCAUGCAGCCCCAUCGUUUCUCCAUCUUCGUUGCAAGUUCCUGGGAAAAAAGGGGCUGAAGAAGCCGUUCCAUUGGCCGGGCUUCCUGGGCUUCCUGGAGACGAUGGAGCUGUGGGCAAACCUGGAACCCAGGGGAAUAAAGGGGACAGUGGAGGUGCAGGGGUCAAAGGCGAGAAGGGAGAACCGUGUGCGCCCUGCUCUGCUUCUCUAGAAGGCAGACAGGUUACAAUCACUGUACCGGGGCCUGCAGGGGAAAAAGGUGAACCAGGUCUCCCUGGGACUGGGCUUCCUGGAAAACAAGGGAUACCUGGAGAAGCUGGAAUGAAAGGCCAGAAGGGUGAUGCAGGAAGCCCAGGUGAUUCGGGCACACCUGGGGAAGCAGGUUUACCUGGCCUUUCUGGUGAGCCUGGCAUCAGAGGACCAGCAGGGGUGAAAGGUGAAAAGGGGGAUGCUUGUGAGUCGUGUCCCGUCAUCAACACAGACUUGUCUGGAGCAGUUGGUAUCCCAGGGAAACCUGGUCCAAAAGGGGACCCUGGUCUUCCAGGUGUGGGACAGCCAGGGAAACCUGGAAAAUCAGGACUCCCAGGUAUUCAGGGACCUCCUGGCUUGAAGGGGCUACAGGGGGAACCAGGCACCCCUGGUAUAGGAAUCCAAGGGCCAGAAGGAGAACCUGGGCAGAAAGGUUCACCAGGAAAUCCAGGGCCUCUAGGACCUCGUGGUCCAGCAGGAAAUGUUGGAGUAAAAGGUGCAAAGGGCUCACCGGGUCUUAAAGGCGCCACUGGUCCCCCUGGGCCUCCAGGUCCACGCAUUACUGGCCCACAGGGUCCAGAAGGCCAACGGGGCCUCCCAGGAGUUCCUGGCUCCAAUGGUUUAAUGGGUGAAAAAGGACCCAAAGGUGAGAAGGGAGAUUCUGGUGAAUGCACCUGCCAGCCCAGCUCUCGCCUGGACCCAAACAAUGUUGGUCUUCCGGGAGCUCCGGGACUGUGGAUCGGGACUUCCUGGCAGCCUCAGCCGGGGCCUCAGGGACCUCCAGGUGCUCCAGGACCACCAGGACCACCAGGAGCCCCUGGAAGACAGGGCAUCCCAGGACACAAUGGCUUGCCGGGACUGCCUGGGCCAACGGGUGAUGGGGGGCCACUAUCAGUAGAGGGCGUUCCUUCAUCAAAGAACAUCUGUGGAGACUGCAGCUUCCAAGGCCCUGGUGGAUUGAAAGGAGAAAAGGGGGAUCAGGGACAGCCUGGGGCUCCUGGCAUAGAUAAUUGUGCCCAGUGCCGCUCUGAGUUCCCUGCAGAAGAGCCUCAGCAUGAUAACAAUGAUCCAGAUUGUGUUGGAGGACUUCCUGGAAGCCCCGGCUAUCCUGGAGAGAGGGGUGAGCAGGGCCCACCAGGCUUACGAGGCUCGCCAGGCCCUCCUGGACCAGCUGGCCCCCCAGGUUUUCCUGGAAUGCCUGGCCCACCUGGAUUACCUGGACUCCAGGGUGAACGUGGGCUAGCUGGAUUCCCUGGAUCCAAGGGAGAACCUGGUCCUCCAGGUCAGCCUGGCUAUCCUGGAUCAGCAGGACCCCCUGGGCUCCCUGGCACUAAAGGGGAACGGGGCUAUGUUGGACCCCCAGGAGAGAAAGGAGAAUCGGGCCCCCCUGGCUUGGAUGGACCUGUAGGACCCGUAGGACCCGCGGGCCCCAGAGGUGAGCGAGGAUUGCCAGGCAGCUCAGGAGAAAAAGGUGACCAGGGUUUUCAAGGCCAGCCUGGUUUUCCAGGGGCACCGGGUCCUCCAGGCUUUCCAGGAAAAGCAGGACCCCCUGGACCUCAAGGACCCCCCGCAGAAAAAGGCAGCGAAGGGAUGCGUGGGGCUCCUGGCAUGGCUGGUCCCUCCGGGCCCCCAGGACAGCCUGGACUACAAGGUCCACCUGGCCUGGAGGGACAGGAUGGGAAGGACGGAAAACCAGGGUCACGGGGUGACUCAGGACCACCAGGACCUCCAGGAAUGACGGGAUCUCCAGGAUUCAAAGGGAAACCAGGUCAUCCUGGCCUGCCAGGACAGAAGGGUGAUUGUGGUAAACCAGGACCUUCCGGGAAUCCUGGCCGAUCUGGAGCUGAGGGAGAGCCAGGUCCAAUGGGGCCUCAAGGUAGACCAGGCCCGCCUGGACACUCUGGUCCACCUGGAAGCCCUGGCCAGCCUGGUCCAUCAGGUCUUGUUGGAGUUGGUCUGAAGGGUGACCGGGGACCUUCUGGAGAAAGAGGCAUCAGUGGGCUCCCAGGCCAGCCAGGAACACCAGGUCACCCAGGUCCGCCGGGUGAGCCAGGCUCAGAUGGACUGGCAGGCAAAGAGGGGUCUCCUGGAAAACCAGGUCCUCCUGGUCUUGCUGGACAGAAAGGGGACCAUGGCCCUCGAGGGGAGAUGGGGCACUCUGGAGAGAAAGGCAGAGCAGGGAUGCCAGGAGGCCCAGGAAAAAGCGGUGAAAUGGGCCCCAUGGGACCACGUGGGUCGCCUGGGGAGAGAGGACAGCCUGGUCCACCUGGUCCCGCGGGGAUCCCUGGGAACCCAGGAUUGCCAGGGACGUCGGGAGAUGUCAUCAGCUAUGACCAAAUCCGGAUGUUCAUCAGGGAGGAGUUGCACAAAAUGUUUGAUGAGCGGAUGCAGUACUACCAUUCCCGGAUGCCAGUCUCAACAGUAGAAUUUGCGUCCCAGCCAGGGAGACCUGGACCACCCGGAAAAGACGGGGUGGCGGGGCGGCCGGGGCCACCUGGUUCUCCAGGACUGCCUGGACAGAUUGGAAGGGAGGGCCGGCAAGGCCUGCCAGGCAUGAGAGGUGAGCCCGGAGUCAAAGGAGAAAAAGGAGACAAAGGGAAUGGAAUCAUGGGGGAGACUGGACCACCAGGCCCGCCAGGGAUCCAGGGGCCUCCCGGCUAUGGAAAAAUUGGUCUUCCUGGGCCCAUGGGGCAGCAGGGCAUUCCAGGCAUCCCAGGGCCCCCAGGCAUUACUGGCCCUCCUGGGAAAGUGGGUCACUGCAAUCCUUCAGACUGUUUCGGCAUGAUGCCCAGGGAGCAGCCCAUGUACCAGCCCAAGAGCAUGAAGGGGCCUUUAGGCUGAAGAGUUUUCUCCCCCACCCAAAAGGACUCCAUUUGGAAUAGCCAAAGAUCAAGUCUUCUUGACUAGCUGUGAUGAUGCUUGCAUUGUUGUUAAUAUUUUGACUAUAUUUUUCUCCAGUGGAGUUCAACCUCUUAUCAUGAUGGCAUUUUUUUAAAAAGAAUUACCAGGAUAUCUGUUUCUGUGUGUGAGAGAGAAAGAGAGAGAGAGGAUUUCUGUGUGUGAAUGUCUCCAUAUUCCGACUGAAUUUUAUACAUGGUCAGCAAAAUACACGCCAAAACAAAACUUCAACCUUUCCCUUGUUUAUGGGAAGAUCCUGUACAUUCUUUUCAUGCCUCAUUGGGAAUUAUUAUUAUUAUUUCCACAAUGUAGACAGAAUCUGUUGAAAAAAUCAAAAAAAUAUGCAAAGUGGGAGCAAGAAAGGGGAUGCUAUGGUUAAACUCCAGUUUCUGUCGGACUUUUCCUUUUGGCAUGAGUUAUAAUGGAAAUCUGGAAGGUGAGAGAUGAAAACUUCCAAAAUGGAAUUGAUAGGAACAAAACUGCAUGUCUUUGUCCUAUUAAUCUUCCAGAUCUGUCUGGAAUCUAACCAGCAGGGCCAUUGCAACGCAGGAAGUUGUCAUCUAACAUAUCUAGACAGCCCAAGAUGGGAAAGGCUGCCCCAUCUAGUAUUUACACACCUCUCUUGGAUCAAACUGCACAAGUAAAUACAGUGGGAUUUACUUCUAGUAGAUAUACAUGAGACUGUACUGAAAAAAUGUCACUUUGUAGCUUGGAGACAUUUCCCCCUUAAUUGGAAAUGUAAAAGUGGGAACAAAGAUUAAAAUACUAAAAGUUGUUGUGUCCUUGGAGGGUAAAAAUCUAAGGAGUACCUGAAACUUAAAAAAAAAAAAAAAAAGGUUGUGUGCUAUUUGGGAUGCAUGGAUGGGAGUAUCAUCUUAUGGUGUAAUUACUUUUCCAGAUGUCCAACAUAGUUUUCUUCCUGUUGUAUGAAAUGUGUGGGACCAUGUACUUCCUGGAAUUAAUUAAUUUUUCUUGAAUGUU
This is a messenger RNA of Candoia aspera, 6239 nucleotides long. RefSeq names its product collagen type XVI alpha 1 chain (gene COL16A1). NCBI's taxonomy places the organism in Eukaryota, Metazoa, Chordata, Lepidosauria, Squamata, Candoiidae. The transcript is spliced from 70 exons. The record is from RefSeq and is a predicted model, not a curated record. The coding region runs from base 393 to 5201 and encodes 1602 amino acids. Gene Ontology annotation, biological process: extracellular matrix organization. Gene Ontology annotation, molecular function: extracellular matrix structural constituent conferring tensile strength.